Molecule: messenger RNA, 7320 nt
Organism: Cladophialophora immunda
Lineage: Eukaryota; Fungi; Ascomycota; Eurotiomycetes; Chaetothyriales; Herpotrichiellaceae
Exons: 3
Coding region: 273-6803 (2176 amino acids)
Biological process (GO): fatty acid biosynthetic process; secondary metabolite biosynthetic process
Molecular function (GO): 3-oxoacyl-[acyl-carrier-protein] synthase activity; phosphopantetheine binding; fatty acid synthase activity
Source: RefSeq, a predicted model, not a curated record
AUUGCCUCGCCAUGCUCGUGAAUUUCCUUCGCGCAGAUCGCGCUGCAUGCUUUGAACUCCCCUAGUAUGACCCUCACACGACCCACCAGGGGGGCGCUGUUGUCAAAUUCACUUUCACCACUCCCUUACUCAUGCCUCGUAUUGGCCGUUCGGUCUAUUUUCACUCGCUCCCAACUCCUUUAUAUGAUAGCUGAUCCUCCCCCAUCUUUCCCGGUUCCUCUACCUCUAAGCAACGCUCGUUGAAGCUCGUCGACACCCUUUUCACGCCCACCAUGGAGGAGGUCUACGUCUUCGGCGACCAAACAGCCGACUGCCGGGCGUUCUUCACCAAGGUCUUCUCCCGGAAGGACGAUGUCAUCCUACAGAGCUUCCUGGAGAGAGCUGGUGAAGCCGUCAGAGUCGAGAACCGAGCCCGAUCACAUCCUUCAAAAGCAGUCCCUAAUUUCUCUACCGUUCAAGAACUAGUCGAUCGUUACUACAGAGGCGAGGCCAAGGACGCCGCCAUUGAGAGCGCCCUCGUCUGUAUUUCACAGUUCACUCAUUUCUUCGGUGCUUUCGAGGAGAGAACGCCUUCGUACAUUUCUCAUAAUGUGGACGCACGGCUGGUCGGUCUAUGUACCGGGUUAAUUGCCGCCGCCGCGGUCGCUUCUUCAGAUUCCCUUACCGCCCUCCUUCCACUCGCAGUUGAAGCUGUCCGAAUUGCAUUCCGGGCAGGCGCCCAUGUGGGCAAGGUGGCUGACCAGAUCGAGUGCGACUCCAAGCCGCAGUCGUGGUCGACCAUCGUGGCCGCGGACGAGAAAUCGGCACAGAGCGCUCUGGACGCGUUUCACAAAGAGAAGGGUACUUCCCCGACGAACAAACUCUGGAUCAGCGCCUCUUCUGCGACCUCGGUCACCAUUAGCGGGCCCCCAUCCACCAAGGCCUCGCUGUUCGAGGAUUCAGAGUUCUUCCGGACGCACAAAAACGCCCCCGUGUCCAUCUACGCUCCGUACCACGCAUCCCACUUGCAUUCGCAGGCCGACCUCGAGAAGAUCCUCCGCCCACAGACCAAGGCCAUUUUCGGCAGCACGACGGUCAGAUACCCCGUCUGCUCCAGCGUCACGGGCAGGCCCAUCCCCGCACAGAACGGCUUCGAGCUGCUGCAGGGUGCGUUGAAAGAGAUCGUGAUUGAGCCGCUGCGAUGGGACAAGGUUUUGAAAUACUGCGCCUCUGGCAAGGCCGAGGAAGCCAAGGUCUUCGCCGUCGGGCCCACCAACCUCGCCAGCAGCGUGGUCUCCGCCCUCAAGGCCAACACCCCCAAAGUCACGCUCGAGGAUCAGUCACACUGGUCCACGGUGGCCCCAGCGGGAACGAAGCACUCGAAGAAAGAGGCCGACAUCGCCAUUGUUGGCUAUUCAGGCCGAUUCCCCGACGCGGCGGACGCCGAGCUCUUCUGGCAAUUGCUCGAGAAGGGUCUCGAUGUGCACAGACCGGUUCCCCCGGACAGGUUCCCAGUCGAUUCUCACACGGACCCGACUUCCAAGAAGAAGAACACCUCUCACACGCCGUUCGGAAACUUCAUCGAGAAGCCUGGUCUAUUCGACGCCCGGUUCUUCAAUAUGUCGCCACGAGAGGCCGCCCAGACUGAUCCCAUGCAGAGACUCAUGCUGGCCACUGGCUACGAGGCCAUGGAAAUGGCCGGUAUCGUCCCCGGACGAACUCCCUCCACCAAACACGACAGAAUCGGCACCUUCUACGGCCAAACGUCUGACGAUUGGCGUGAGGUGAACGCCGCCCAGGACAUCGACACGUAUUUCAUUUCUGGCGGUGUGCGUGCCUUCGGUCCCGGUCGUAUCAACUAUUUCUUCAAGUUCUCCGGGCCCAGUUUCUCCGUGGACACGGCCUGCUCUUCCAGCUUUGCCGCCAUGAAUGUCGCCAUCACCUCCCUGCGGGCGAACGAGUGCGACACCGCGUUCACCGGCGGUGCCAACGUGCUCACCAACUCCGACAUUUUCUCCGGUCUCAGCAGAGGCCACUUCUUGUCCAGAACCGGGUCGUGCAAGACCUGGGACAACGACGCCGACGGUUACUGCCGAGGCGACGGUGUCUGCUCCAUCAUCCUGAAGAGGUUGGAGGACGCCGAGGCCGACCGCGACCCUAUUUUGGGCGUCAUCCGCGGGAUCGGUACCAACCACUCGGCGGAGGCCGUCUCGAUCACGCAUCCGUGCGCGGAGAACCAGGCCUUCCUGUUCGACAAGGUGCUCAAGGAGUGCAACGUGCACUGCAACGAGGUCAACUACGUCGAAAUGCACGGAACCGGCACUCAGGCGGGUGACGGUAUCGAGAUGGAGUCCGUCUCGUCCGUCUUCGCGCCGCGCCAACCCCGCCGGAGACCUGAUCAGCCUCUCUACGUCGGUGCCGUGAAGUCCAACAUCGGUCACGGUGAGGCCGUGUCUGGCGUGUCUGCGCUCAUCAAGGUCAUCCUGAUGUUGCAGAAGAGCAAGAUUCCACCUCAUACGGGUAUCAAGAAGCAAAUGAACAAGAACUUCGCACCCGACUUGAAAGAGCGCAACGUCAACAUUGCCUUCCAGACGACGCCAUUCCUGCGACCUGCUGGUGGCAAGCGAACCGUGUUUAUCAACAACUUUAGUGCGGCUGGUGGUAACACGGCGAUGCUGCUUCAGGAUGGUCCUGAGAUUCCUGCAGAGCCCACUUCGGAUCCUCGGUCGACCCAGGUGGUAACCGUCUCCGCCAAAUCUCUGGCCGCCUUCAAGAAGACCGUGGCAAAAUACGAAGAGUAUCUGAGCAAGAACCCCAGCGUCGGUCUAACCGACCUGGCCUACACGGUCACUGCUCGUCGCGCGCACUACAACUACCGCGCGGCCUUCCCCGUGCAGUCCAUCGCGCAACUGCAGGCGGCCUUGAAGGCCACUCAGGAUCAGACUCACAACCCUAUUCCUCUCGCCGCGCCUCAAAUCGCCAUGGCGUUUACCGGCCAGGGUUCCCAGUACACUGGCAUGGGCCAAAAGCUGUUUGAGACCUCCAAGCAGUUCCGCGGCGACAUCGAAGAGUUCAACGAGAUCGCUCUUCGCCAGGGUCUGCCAUCGAUCAUGCCGCUCAUUGACGGAUCGACUGAGGUCCAGCACCUGCCACCCACCGUGGUUCAGCUCGGCAUGUGCUGUAUCCAGAUGGCCCUCACACGCCUCUGGGCUACGUGGGGCGUCACGCCCAGCGUGGUGAUCGGCCACUCCUUGGGCGAGUACGCCGCUCUCCAGGCCGCUGGUGUCUUGUCCGUCGCCGACACCAUCUACUUGGUCGGAAUGAGAGCUCAGCUCCUCGAGCAGAAAUGUACCGCCGGCACUCACGCCAUGCUUGCUGUCCGCUCCCCCGUCGCAGGUCUGCAGGAUGUCGUUGCCAACAGCCAAGGCAAGAUUGAGAUUGCUUGCAUUAACGGUGUCUCCGAUACUGUGCUCUCUGGCACCAUGGGCGACAUCGAUGCCGUUGCCCAGAAACUGGCGGAUGCGGGCCAGAAAUGCACCAAGCUUAAGUUGCCAUUUGCAUUCCACUCGUCUCAAGUCGACCCCAUUCUGGCGGACUUCGAGAAACUGGCGUCGUCGGUCAAGUACCACGCGCCCCGUGUCCCGGUCAUCUCCCCUCUUCUGAGCGACAUCGUGAACGUGGGAGGUGUCUUCGACGCCUUCUACCUCAGCCGACACUGCCGCAAGACCGUUGACUUCGUCGGUGGCCUCUCCGCCGGUAUGUCGACCGCCACGAUCAGCGACACCUCCCUCUGGCUCGAGGUCGGCGGCCAUCCCCUGUGCGCCAGCAUGAUAAAAUCUUGCCUGUCCGCACCAACUCUUCCCACCAUGCGCCGGGACGAGGAUCCCUGGAAGAUCAUCUCCACGUCCAUGGCUGGCUUGUACACCGCUGGGAAGGCCCUGAACUGGGAUGCCUUCCACAAGGAGAACGAGUCUCUCCGCGUCUUGAACGACCUGCCGUCAUAUGGGUUCGACGAAAAGAAUUAUUGGCUCCAGUACACCGGAGAUUGGCUGUUGUACAAGGGCGACUACCCCAAGAGUGUCGCUCCUGCUGCCGCCGCUCCCGUGGCCGCCGGACCCGCGAAGGCCAGAAAGUACCUCUCGACCGCCGUCCAGGGCAUCGUCUCGGAGGAAAUCAAGGGCAAGGUCGCCACCAUUAUCGCCGAGUCCGACUUCUCGCACCCCAAGCUGUUCCCCGUCGUGGCCGGCCACUUGGUUAAUGGCAGUGGUCUCUGCCCCUCGACUUUGUAUGCCGACAUGGCCUACACUCUGUGCAACUACGGCGUCAACCUCCUGAAGCCCGGCGAGAAGGUCGACAUCAACAUCGGCACCAUGGACAACCCCGCCCCUCUGCUGCUCAAGAACAUCCACGAGCCCGAGACCCAGAUCGUGCGCAUGACCAUGAAGAUCGAUCUUGACGCCAGGAAGGCCGACUUCACCGUAACCACGAACAACGGCAAGAAGGAUGUCAUCCACGCCAAGUGUGUCCUUCGCUUCGAAGACGCCGCUGCCUGGAAGGACGAGUGGAAUAAGGUGUCGUACCUGGUCCAGUCCAGAAUCGACAUGCUCAAGCACAAGAUGGAGAACGGUGAGGCCGACAAGGUCAGCCGCUCCAUGGCCUACAAACUCUUCGGCGCCUUGGUCGACUACUCGGAUGUCUUCCAGGGCAUGCAGAGCGUGAUCUUCGACGGCCCAGAGUUCGAGGCGACCAGCAACAUCAAAUUCCGCGCUGGCCCCAACGACGGUGACUUCUACUUCAGCCCGUACUUCAUCGACAGUGCGUGCCAUCUCUCGGGCUUCACCGUCAACGCCACCGUCAACCGCAUGGAGGAGUGCUACAUCUCGCACGGGUGGGGCAGCCUCCGCUUCCUCGCCCCUCUUGAGCACGACAAGCAGUACUUCGCCUACGUCAAGAUGCAGCCGGUCGCCGGAAGCAAGAUGCGGGCUGGUGAUGUGUACGUCUUCAACUCCAGCAAGGAAAUCGUGGGUGUCGCUGGGGCUGUCCGCUUCCAGUGUAUCCCCCGGAAGCUGAUGGACGUCAUGAUGCCCAAGCCCAAGGCCGCUGCGGGAGCGAAGGCUGCCGCGCCUGUCAAGGAGACUCGCGCUGUCAAGGCUCCCACACCCGUCGAGUCCGUCACUCCCUCUCACAUCGAGUUGCCGGCGCCCAAGGUGAAGGCCAAGAAGCCUGCCAAGACCCCCAAGGUCAAGGCUCCUGCUCCUCCCAAGGCCGCAUCUUCUGGCAGCCUUGUCGUGCGGGCCUUCGACAUCAUCGCUAAGGAGAUCGAUGUUGAUCAGUCCGAACUGAACGAUGACAUCCAAUGGGCCGACAUGGGUGUCGACAGUCUGAUGUCCUUGACCAUCUCUGGCAAAUUCCGCGAGGACCUCGACCUCGAGGUUGACAACACCCUCUUUACUGACCACGCCUCGGUCGGCGCUCUUCGCAAGCACCUGAGCGGCAUGUCGGCCCCGGAGGCGGCCAGCGGCGGCGACGCCAGCUCGGUCGAAUCGACCGAUUCGGGCUCGGAGAGCGACGACGAGACGGUCGAAUCUGGCAUCACCACCCCGGAGACGGAGGACUUCCCGGCCAAGCCCCAAGACCAGGGCAAGUCUGCCGCCGUGGAAGCGGUAGCCCAGCCACCCUCCGCCGCAGGUGGCGACAUGAUCGAAACCAUCCGACAGGUGAUUGCCCAGGAGAUGGAGAUGGACUUGGCCGAGAUCACCGAGACCACCGACCUCAGCAACUUGGGCAUGGACUCCCUGAUGGCUCUCACCGUCCUCGGCAAGCUUCGCGAGGACCACGACAUCGAUCUCGACCCCACGAUUCUCGCCGAUAACCCGUCGCUCGGUCACCUGCGAAAGGCCCUGGGUCUCGAAAAGCCCAAGGUCGCCCCGCCGACGGCCCAGAAGCACGAGGUGAGGACCAACGUCGUCGUCGCGCCCGCCGCUCCUCCCGUCGAGGUCGUCGUGCAGAUGCCUCCCGCCACGUCAGUGUUGCUCCAAGGCAACCCCAAGACGGCAACCAAGAACCUCUUCCUAUUUCCCGACGGGUCGGGCUCUGCCACCUCUUACGUCUCGAUCCCCGCCAUCGACAGCAAGAACUUGGCUGUCUACGGUCUCAACUGCCCGUUCAUGAAGGACCCGACCAGCUACACGUGCGGCAUCGAAGGUGUUUCCAAACUCUACCUUGAGGAGGUGAUGCGCCGACAGCCCAUGGGCCCUUACAUCCUCGGUGGUUGGUCCGCCGGAGGUGUGGUCGCGUACGAAGUCACCCGACAGCUCAGUGACCUGCAGAAGAUGCAUCCCGACCGCAACUACACGGUCGAGAAGCUGAUCCUGAUCGACUCGCCUUGCCCCAUCAGACUCGAGCCCCUCCCCGCCCGUCUGCACCACUUCUUCGACGAGAUCGGGCUUCUGGGAACUGGCACGGGCAAGACCCCCAACUGGCUAUUGCCUCAUUUCGAGUACAGCAUCAAGGCCUUGACCGCCUACCGUCCGGAGUUGAAGUCGACCCACGAUUUCAAGGCACCCCCGACGCUGCUCAUCUGGGCGACUGACGGUGUCUGCGGCAAGCCCGGCGACCCGCGACCCCCGCCACAAGCCGACGACCCGAAGAGCAUGAAGUGGCUCUUGGAGAACCGCAACGACUUUGGCCCCAACGGCUGGGACAAGCUCUUGGGACUGGAUGUCUGCAAGAUGGUCACGGUGGUCGGCAACCACUUUACGAUGAUGAAGCCUCCAGUGGCCAAGGGCGUUGGUUCAUUCAUCCGCGAGGCUCUCCUGUCUUGAGGGAGACCUUGGACGCGUUCACUGUCACGACAUGACUAGAAAUUUGCUUUUCAACAGCUUCUCACGCAAGACAGAUACCUGAUAGACAGCUGGGGUGGGACUUAAUCGCUGGAUAGACUUCUACUUUUUUUUUCCUUGCGCGUGGGUUUGUGCCCUUGUUUCAAAAUCCGUACAUAUUCGGGGGAAGGGUCCUUGACAACAAUACAGCGUUGCUGACGUUGGUUUUGCUGAGCAUUUUCAGAUGCGUUGGGGGAAUCGAUCACGGACGUGCUUAUGGAACUGUUGACUGUGCAGACUGUGCUUGGAAACUGUCAUGGGGCGUUGAUGGGGGAUACGGGCAAGGGGACGGCGAUUGCGACGGGCCUGAUUUCGAAGCGUUGUCUAUUUCCUUUUCAUUUAGUCGUGCUCAUGGGCUAUCGUUACACCCGUGUCCAAUAUCAUUCAUAGUUUUUCGCUCAUGCCUUGGCUUGUGUAAUCUUAAUGCGCAUUACUUGUACAAUGGACGCUAUGGCUCCUG